GGAGUGACCGGAGAAUGCUGCUAGCACCAUGAGCCUCCUCAACAAGCCCAAGAGUGAGAUGACCCCAGAGGAGCUGCAGAAGCAGGAGGAGGAGGAGUUUAACACUGGGCCCCUGUCGGUGGUGCUUAGGCAGUUGGUCAAGAACAACACCCAAGUGCUCAUCAACUGUCGCAACAACAAGAAGCUCCUGGUUUGCGUCAAGGCUUUCUGCAGGCACUGCAACAUGGUGCUGGAGAACGUCAAAGAGAUGUGGACCGAAGUUCCCAAGAGUGGCAAGGGCAAGAAGAAGUCCAAGCCUGUCAACAAGGACCGCUAUAUCUCCAAGAUGUUCCUACAUGGGGGCUCUAUCAGCGGCAAAUAG
Molecule: messenger RNA, 361 nt
Organism: Chrysochloris asiatica (Cape golden mole)
Lineage: Eukaryota; Metazoa; Chordata; Mammalia; Afrosoricida; Chrysochloridae
Product: small nuclear ribonucleoprotein Sm D2-like
Exons: 1
Coding region: 29-361 (110 amino acids)
Biological process (GO): RNA splicing; spliceosomal snRNP assembly
Cellular component (GO): U4/U6 x U5 tri-snRNP complex; U5 snRNP; precatalytic spliceosome
Source: RefSeq, a predicted model, not a curated record